GUACACACGUACACACACAAAUCUGAUCCAUAAUACUUUGCAUUGUAACAGCACCCACACUUUUUACAUCGAUUACACACUGAGAAAGACGAAGAACGACGAAAUUCAGUGUGCAUUCGUUCACCACAAGCGGAUAUACAGCAUAAUUCACGAGUUUUUUUACUCAUGUCCUCAUUUUGAUAUAAUACUUUAGUCUUCCGUGUUUAAAUUUAAUAUUUGGGAAAAGACGCGUGUGCAAGUAACUCAUAAGAAUAAUAAUGGGACGAUAUAGAAGUCGUAGUCGAGAUCGUGAUAGAAGACGGAGAUCACGAACUCGCUCGCGAAGCCGUUCUCCCAGGGACAGAAGAGGAUGGGCAAGCGGACCUACUCGUGAGAGAAGCGGCAUGGGAAGCGGCAGAGGUGGACGAAAUCAACCCGGAGCAAACUUACGAAAGCCUCGAUGGGACCUGAAUCGUCUAGAGCCUUUUAAAAAAGAUUUUUACAUUCCUAGCGACGUAGUGCACAACCGAGAUCCAAGAAUUAUUGAACAAUACAGAAGCGAUAAGGAAAUCACUUUGCGUGGCUCAAGCAUACCCAACCCUGUGUUUACAUUCGAUGAAGCUGGAUUUCCAGAUUACGUUAUCAAGGAAAUAAAGCGCCAGGGAUUCAAAGAGCCAACACCGAUCCAAGCUCAAGGAUGGCCGAUAGCUUUAAGUGGCCGCGAUAUGGUUGGGAUUGCAUCGACAGGUUCAGGAAAAACACUGUCAUACAUAUUGCCAGCGAUAGUUCAUAUAAACAGUCAGCCAAAGCUGUCUCGCAAGGAUGGUCCGGUGGCAUUGGUGUUAGCACCGACAAGAGAGCUCGCACAGCAGAUUCAACAGGUUGCUGACGAUUUUGGUCAUUCAUCAGGGAUAAGAAAUACUUGUUUGUACGGUGGAGCGCCAAAAGGUGCCCAAGCGCGUGAUUUGGACGGAGGUGUAGAAAUCGUCAUAGCGACGCCUGGCCGUUUGCUCGAUUUUUUGGAAUCUUGUCGAACGAAUCUGAAGCGUUGCACAUAUCUCGUUCUCGACGAAGCCGACAGAAUGUUGGACAUGGGCUUUGAGCCGCAGAUACGGAAAAUCAUUGAGCAGAUUAGGCCCGAUCGACAAACUCUUAUGUGGUCGGCAACGUGGCCAAAAGAAGUGAAAAAUCUGGCUGAAGAUUUUCUCAAGGAUUACACGCAAAUAAACGUCGGAUCCUUGCAGCUCUCGGCCAAUCACAAUAUCCUGCAGAUCAUCGACGUUUGUCAGGAUUAUGAAAAAGAGAACAAAUUGAGUACGCUCUUGAAAGAAAUAAUGGCCGAACAAGAGAACAAAACGAUCGUUUUUAUCGAGACGAAACGAAGAGUCGAGGAAAUCACAAGAAAAAUGAAGCGAGAUGGGUGGCCGGCGGUAUGCAUUCACGGCGAUAAAACACAACAGGAAAGAGAUUGGGUGUUGCAAGAUUUCAGAUCGGGCAAAGCGCCAAUUCUAGUAGCAACUGACGUAGCGGCCCGGGGACUUGACGUUGAGGAUGUCAAGUUUGUUAUCAACUUUGAUUACCCGUCUUGCUCCGAAGACUACGUUCAUCGCAUCGGCCGCACUGGCCGAAGACAGAAGACCGGGACAGCUUAUACAUUCUUCACACCGAAUAACUCCAAUAAAGCGAACGACUUGAUACAAGUAUUGAAGGAAGCCAAUCAAGUUAUCAACCCCAAAUUACUUGAACUUGCCGACAGCAGGAAUGGAGGCUUCGGGCGACACAGGGGUGGUGGAGGACGAAACAAAUGGCGUGGACGAGGAGGCGGCAUGAGAACCGGAAGAGACCGUAGUUAUUCGAGGAGCCGAAGUCGUAGCGGAAGUCGAAGCAUGAGUAGAGAACACAAUGGACGCAACAACAGGCGGAGUUACAGUCGUAGUUACUCCCGAAGUCGUAGUCCCAUUAAUAAUCGCACAGAAGUGAUCGGCAAGAGUUAUUGGAGCAGCGAGAGAUGAUCUUGUUUGGAUUGACGAAAUGAAUUAAGAAUGAACAUGCUAAAAUGACUUAGAAAAACGAAGUGUGGGAAGUGAGAAAAGAUAUGGAACGAUUGAAAAUAAAGAGAUUCGAUUGACGAGGAAACUCUCGAAAAAUCGACGAAGACGAAACGUGAUUAAUGUCGAGGAAAUUUAGUCUACAUCACAAGUUUCCGUUCCUUCCUUUCCAAAUGUAACGUUUAUAUUUUAUUGAAAUCUCGUUAGUCGAGAAAAUGAUAAAUUUCUUUUUUUAUCUUUUAAAAAUGAAACAAAACGACAAUUUUGUUCAACUUGGUUAUUCAUUCCUCUGUAUUUACGUAUAAACAUAUAUAUAUAUAUGCAAAUAUAUAUAGUAUAAAUAUGAGAGAAACGAGUUCAUUCAAUGUACAGUAUUUAAUGCAAUUGUAAUAACGAAUAAAAUUUGUUUAAAUUCAAA
Messenger RNA from Venturia canescens, 2445 nucleotides. Its product is annotated as probable ATP-dependent RNA helicase DDX17. Lineage: Eukaryota; Metazoa; Arthropoda; Insecta; Hymenoptera; Ichneumonidae. The transcript is spliced from 8 exons. Gene Ontology annotation, cellular component: cytoplasm; nucleus; ribonucleoprotein complex. Gene Ontology annotation, molecular function: ATP binding; RNA helicase activity; RNA binding. The coding region runs from base 258 to 1991 and encodes 577 amino acids. The record is from RefSeq and is a predicted model, not a curated record.